Passer montanus (Eurasian tree sparrow) is the source of this 3505-nucleotide messenger RNA. RefSeq names its product beta-1,3-galactosyltransferase 1 (gene B3GALT1). Lineage: Eukaryota; Metazoa; Chordata; Aves; Passeriformes; Passeridae. Gene Ontology annotation, cellular component: membrane. Bases 1078 to 2058 code for a protein of 326 amino acids. The transcript is spliced from 10 exons. Gene Ontology annotation, molecular function: N-acetyl-beta-D-glucosaminide beta-(1,3)-galactosyltransferase activity. The record is from RefSeq and is a predicted model, not a curated record.
GCGGGAGCGCGGCGCGGAGCGGCGGCAGCCCGGGUGGCCGAGGGCGGCGAGCGCGGCCGAACUACUUCAGCACAUAAGUCUGGCAGAAGAUCACUCCUCCACCCUGGCCACUGACUUAAAAAGCCAAACAAAACAGAAACCCACUUUCUGCCAGCUUGAAUCUGCUUCACAGAGGACGUUAUGAAGGCUGUGCAAGGGAGGACAUAGAACUAUGAAGGUGCUGCACAGGACCAUGGUCAUUUACUGUGGUGGUCCAGUGAAGAUCUAGGUGGGGGGCCAUGGCUGAGGAAGAAGGCAAAGCAUCUGUGCUGAGACAAGGGCUCAGCAGCCUAUUAGCAAUUUCUGCAGAUGUUCCAAGGAUGCAGAAAACUGGGUGAUGGAGAAAGCCAUAUGAAAGAAAUGUGAAAAAAUGAAGAAAAAUAGAUUUUAAAGGGACCUGUAUCAUCACAAAGACUGAAAGUCACCACAAAAUGAUGCACAAUGAGAACAUGUUAUGGUUUUUCAAUACAGAGUCCACACUGGUUUCAUAUGUGAUGAGGAGACAAGCAAACAGUGGAGAACAGCAGUAGAUACAAUGCAGAUAAGCAAGAAAGAAAAAUUAAGGAUGAAAAGACGGAGCUGUUUCUAGGAAAUCAGAUGGUACACUUGGAAAUAACAGCAUAAAGGCUUCUUAUUUUAAACAACUAUUGAUUACACCCUGAGGAUUUUCACCAAUUCCACUUGAUACUGCUUUUAAAAUGUGCAAAUGAUAAAUGCUUGAAACGCCUUCUACUAAAGACAGCAGCAAAACUCCCAUGAACUGGCUGCAGACUUUUAUGGAACCUACUCAAGCGCUGAUCUUUGAAUGGAAAUAACAGAAAAUUUCAAGAAAUGGAAGCCGCUGCUAGUAAAAGAAGAAAAGCUGAGUAUCAUCAGGGUUAAUAGCUCCUAUUUGAGAUCCAUGAAUGAUUACAGAGUUACUUUUCUAUAUCGAACUUUCAAGUUUCAUUAAUACUAUGCUGCCUCCCCAGGACACAGGUGCACUCACGGUACCAAGGCUAUCGGUUCGUCACAUGGAAUAGAAGAGCUAGAGGAACAAUGCCUUCUAAGGUCUCAUGUUUAUAUAUUUUGACAGUAGUUUGUUGGGCAAGUGCUCUUUGGUACCUAAGUAUAACUCGUCCUACUUCUUCCUACACGGGCCACAGACAGGUCAGCAGCAUAUCCAUAGCCAGAAAAAACGUUUCCUUUGGAAACAUAAGAACUCGACCUAUAAAUCCACAUUCCUUUGACUUCCUUAUCAAUGAACCCAACAAAUGUGAGAAGAGCGCCCCAUUCUUGGUCAUUCUUAUCAGUACGACUCACAAAGAGUUUGAUGCAAGGCAAGCCAUUCGAGAAACGUGGGGCGAUGAAAACAACUUCAAAGGAAUUAAAAUCUCCACUCUGUUUCUUCUUGGAAAAAAUGCAGAUCCUGUGUUAAAUCAAAUGGUAGAGCAAGAAAGCCAAAUUUUUCAUGACAUUAUUGUGGAAGAUUUUAUCGACUCUUACCAUAACCUCACUCUGAAAACGUUGAUGGGGAUGAGGUGGGUAGCAACAUUUUGUUCGAAAGCGAAGUAUGUUAUGAAGACAGACAGUGAUAUUUUUGUAAAUAUGGACAAUCUUAUUUAUAAGCUGCUCAAACCUAACACCAAGCCAAGGAGAAGGUACUUCACAGGUUAUGUUAUAAACGGAGGACCAAUAAGAGAUGUUCGCAGUAAGUGGUACAUGCCCAGAGAUUUGUAUCCCGACAGCAAUUACCCACCCUUCUGUUCAGGCACUGGCUACAUUUUUUCAGCUGAUGUAGCAGAAAUGAUUUACAAAACCUCCCUUCAUACCAGACUUCUACAUCUUGAAGAUGUGUACGUUGGACUCUGCCUUCGGAAGCUGGGCAUCCACCCCUUCCAAAACAGUGGCUUCAAUCACUGGAAAAUGGCCUACAGCUUGUGCAGGUACCGCAGGGUGAUCACAGUGCACCAGAUAACACCGGAAGAAAUGCACAGAAUUUGGAAUGACAUGUCCAGCAAGAAACACCUUAGAUGUUAAGAUUUUUACAAUUGUAAAUACCUUUUUUAAAGUUUUGGUUGAGUUUGGUUAUUUUUUGACAAAGUGAUCUGCUGAUUUACAGGUUAAACUGUGGGAUAUUAACUGUGAAAGGAUUUUUAAUGACUGAUUUUUCAUUCUCACUUUGACUACUGGUUUACAAACUUCAGGCUCUUUUUCUUAAGGACAUUAUGCCAACUGAAAGAAUCUGGAGUCAAAUCUCAGAUUUUGUAUAUUAUCACCUAUUGCACAUAUCCAUUCUUGCAUCUGUGUGUAAAAGGACAGUAAUAAACUAUUAUGAGCUGCUUAACAAUUCACACCCCAGCCUCUGAGAUAAGACUCAGGCUCUAAGAAAUGAAGAACUACAAACAUACUUUUAUUCUUCUUUUGACACCCCACAACCAUCUCUAUUUAGAGCCUUGUUAAUAAAUUAAGCAGCAAACAUUUGCACUGAACUUAUAUACCUACUUUGACAUGUGUAUUUUAUAGUACGUGUGCAAUUCCCAAAUAGCUUACUAAUGGUGUAAUAGCAGAAUUUAGACAGGUAAGAACAUCAGAGUUUCACUGGCCUUAGAAACAAACCCACACACUGAAAUAAUAUUUUCACCCACCAAAUGGCAUUUAUUUAAAUUAUUUCAGAAUAACCCAUUUCUUUACACUUCUUAAAAUAGCCCAUAAAAUAUGUAACACAAUUUAAAAAUUAAGUAAAUCUGUAGGUGAAAUAAGACAGAGGAGACAUAUGAAAAAAUAUCUUUAAAAUAUAUGAGAAAAGCAUGAAUAUCUUAACUUAUAAUUUCAAAGCAAGGCAAUGUCUCUCAUUAGUAUUAAUGGAUUCUCCAUGAAACACCUUGAAUAGCAAUAUAUAAUUAUACUGAAUGCUAAAAGUGUCAAUAAGCAGCAUAUUUCAACAUCAGUCAGUGCACUAUUUAUCUGAAAACAAGUAACAGAAAAGCAGCUUUUUAAGGGGAAGCUUUACUUUUUGCUGCAGUACAUAUAGAAACAAGAUUCUAACAGAUUUUUAAUGGUGUAGAAAAGAGGAAUUUAGCCCAAUAAAAGAAUGCAAUCAAUUUUCUGUUGACUGGACAUACAACAGAGUACAUAACAUGUAUCUACAAAUUUCACAGCAAAAUAGAGGGUUUUAAAGGAAAAAAAAUAUUAAAAUUACACAAAUUCUAUCCUUUUUAAAAACCUUUUAAAGUUCUCAGUUUACUCAUCACAGUCAAUACUCACUGAGGUCCCACUCAGGAGAUCAAGUACACAAGAUUUAUUCAAGUUUCAUAACAUGCUUAUAUGUAUUUUAAAUAUUAAUGUUUAUGAAAUGUCAUGACAACUCUUUGAUAAAUUCAGGCCAUCUCUAUUCAGUACCACCUUACAACAAGGAGCUGAAAUAUGAUAUUGCUCAGCAAAUAACUUGGAAUGAAGAACUCACACACAAGUUACAAAAAACAAA